This is a messenger RNA of Pseudoliparis swirei, 2156 nucleotides long. It is a transcript of the gene znf276, whose product is annotated as zinc finger protein 276. The record is from RefSeq and is a predicted model, not a curated record. Gene Ontology annotation, cellular component: nucleus. Gene Ontology annotation, molecular function: zinc ion binding; transcription coregulator activity. Lineage: Eukaryota; Metazoa; Chordata; Actinopteri; Perciformes; Liparidae. Gene Ontology annotation, biological process: regulation of transcription by RNA polymerase II.
AUUUACAAACGGGAGCCGAGCAGCGCUGAGACCGCAGAGCUGCGCCAACAAGCUGCGCCAACAAGCUGCUCCUGGAGACGCUGCUGAGAGCAGCAUGUGCGCGAGCUGACGUGGCACAGGCAGCAGGGCUCCUUCCUCCUGAUUGGCUGCUGAAGAGUCGGCUUUGGAACCAACCAUGAAGAAGAGAAGCGGACGGCCGAGGGCCCCGGCGGCUUCGCGGCAGAGCGGCCGGACGCAGGCGGCGGGCGGCGAGGAGGAGAAGAGGCCUGGAAACAGAGGGCGACCUCGGAAGGCCGCCGCCCCCGCGGCCUCGGACGGCUUCGACCACGCCGCGGAGGACGAGACCGCCGACGGCGGCGUGGCGGCCGGCGGCGCACAAAAACACCCAGAGAGCAAGUCCAGAGCUUCAGGCCGCCUGUCCACGGCCGUCUGCCGGCUCUGUCACGGGAAGUUCUCGCCGCGCAGCCUGCGGCACGCCUUCGACCAGCGGCCCCGGGACGAGUCGGACGCGGCGGCGGCCGAGUCGCCGCUUUUCCACGCCGACUUCCAGCGGCUGGUCGGCGUGCAGCUGGACCGCGACCCCCGCCUGUCAGAGUUCAUCUGCAAGAAGUGCCACUCCAAGUUCUACAAGUGCCACGGCGUCCUGCGGCGGUUCCUGCAGAGGGUCAACCUGCCGCCCGUCGGCAAGGAGAACCUCGAGAGCUGGAAGGAGUGUCCGGAGGCCCCGGGGCCCCACGCCGCCACAGGUAGAUCCCAGCGCUCCCAGACGUCGCGCACGCUAACCGCUCCUCCGGCGCCGCGGCCCUUCACCUCGGACCCCGAGGUCCUCGGCGGCCUGGUGUCCUGGGCCCACCGCCACGGGGAGGCCUGCCGCUCCUGCCCCGCGCUGAGGGAGGUGCUGGAGGAGCGCCGCUGGGGCUCCGUCAAGGCCGUGUGGGGCUGCGUCGACGGCCACCGCUACGUCAUGGACGCCAACCCCGGGUACGGCGUGGACUUCUACGGCGGAGCGCUGGGGAGCGGCAAUGGUGACGGAGCGAUGUCGGGAGAGGAGGAAGGGCAGCCCCGCGGGAACGGAAGGAUGAGCGCUCCACCUGCACUUCCUGUUCACAGCUCGGCGGACUGGAGCGCCCACACAGAAGACUUCACAGGCCACCAGGGGGCGGCGGUGCAGCUGGAGGACAGAGCGGCCGACAGCGACCUGUCCGACAGGUUCAUCUCCGAGGACGACUUGGAGGGGGUCAGGAGAGGCUUAUCGGACGACGAGAUGUUCGAGCCGUACUCGGACAAGAGAGCUCGCAGCAGGGCGAGCGUCCCCGGCAAGAGGAGGCGGAGCCCCAAGGCCCUGGUGGAGCCCAAAGUGAAGAAGAAACCAGGACCCAAACCCGGCUGGAAGAACAAGCUCAAGCCCAAAGGAGAGGAGCUGCCCAACAUCUACAAGUGUCCGUACCAGGGCUGCACCGCCGUCUACAGGGCGCCGGACGGGCUGAAGAAGCACAUCAAGGAGCACCACGAGGAGGUGAAGGAGCGGCCCUGCCCCCACCCCGGCUGCAACAAGGUGUUCAUGAUCGACCGCUACCUGCAGCGGCACGUCAAGCUCAUCCACACAGAGGAGAGGAACUACAUCUGUGACCAGUGUGGCCAAACGUUCAAGCAGAGGAAGCACCUGUCGGUCCACCAGAUGAGGCAUUCAGGGGCCAAGCCGCUCCAGUGCGAGGUGUGCGGGUUCCAGUGCCGCCAGCGAGCGUCCCUGAAGUACCACAUGACCAAGCACAAGGCGGAGGCCGAGCUGGAGUUCGCGUGCCCGAUGUGCGGGAAGCGCUUCGAGAAGGCGCACAACCUGAACGUCCACAUGUCCAUGGUGCACCCGCUCAUCCAGGCCACGGUGCAGCGCGGCGGAGCCCCUCCCCCCCCGCCGCCGUACUCGGACCCGCACGCCAUCGCUCCGACCGGCGGCGAGGUGGUCCAGCAAGACCAGGACAGAUGACGGACCGUGGGGCGUUCAGGGACCCGGCGGCUCUCUGGUCACCUCAGACUUUAACUUUGGGUUUUUGUAGUUCUUGAUGAGCCGUUUUCAUUCCAGACGUCUUCCGUCUUGUUGCCGCCGGCGCCAACCUGCGUUCUCUGUAACUGCUUCACAAUAAAAGCUUUUAUCUUUU